Messenger RNA from Diuraphis noxia (Russian wheat aphid), 992 nucleotides. Its product is annotated as pancreas transcription factor 1 subunit alpha-like. Lineage: Eukaryota; Metazoa; Arthropoda; Insecta; Hemiptera; Aphididae. The record is from RefSeq and is a predicted model, not a curated record. Gene Ontology annotation, biological process: developmental process; regulation of transcription by RNA polymerase II. Gene Ontology annotation, molecular function: RNA polymerase II transcription regulatory region sequence-specific DNA binding; protein dimerization activity; DNA-binding transcription factor activity, RNA polymerase II-specific.
CUUUGAAUUACGUUUAAUUUGCAGAAAUGUAUGCAUUUCAUUCAAUCAGAGAUGUUAAACUUAAGAUUCUAAAAUGAGGAACAAAGGCAUAUUCAACGAUGGACCAUCAUCACCAUCAUUAUCAAAUGAACCACCAUGGUACACCGCACCAUUAUCACGCACCGCCGUACACAAGAGACUAUUUCCUGUACGAGUACUCUUCUGGUUCAGAGUCCGAUGGUACGAGCUCGCUGAACAGUGAUUGCGAUUCCGGCAAUUGUGUUGGUUCAGGUCGCAAGAAGAGCUCACGGUGUCACAGACAAAAGACGCAGCAGCGGCAAGCAGCGAAUCUGCGUGAAAGGCGACGCAUGCAGAGCAUCAAUGAAGCAUUCGAAGGGCUUCGGGCGCACAUACCUACAUUGCCGUAUGAAAAGCGCUUGUCCAAAGUYGACACUCUGAAGUUGGCCAUCGGUUACAUAAACUUCCUGUCCGAGUUGACUCGUGGUACAGGGCCGACAGGAAACGGCGUCACAUCUUUAAACGUGGCCAAACUUACGACGAUCGCCGGUCGCUUGCAUAGACCGCCAGCACAGGUCAAAGAGCAACCUGUCAAGAAAUUUAUUGUUAGAGGUGCAUUUGGAACUCCAUAUUCAUUACAUUCAUUGUCUUGGUCGAGGGCAAAAGAAAAUUGUCCAAAUAGCUCAGGAGUAAUGCGUGCAAAGUUAUGGAGGCCUGAAAUAGGGUCACCGCGUAAUUCUGGAUCUACUUCAACCUCAACGAGUUCGACAUCUUCAAGUAAAAACUAAAACCUAAUGACUCGACUCUCAUUAAUAUAAGAUAUAAAAUGACUAUUAGUCGCUAACAAUAAAAUUAUAAUGUAUAGAUUAUAACUCUAUAAGUUACUUAUGUUUUAUAUAGUUAUGCCUAAGGCAUAGGUAAGUUAUGUAUACUUUGUUUCUAUUUUCAGUUGUUUUUAUUCCUAUUUAAACAUUUUUAUUACAAUAUUAACUAUA